Gekko japonicus is the source of this 1828-nucleotide messenger RNA. Its product is annotated as cytochrome P450 1A5-like. Gene Ontology annotation, biological process: hormone biosynthetic process; progesterone metabolic process. The coding region runs from base 78 to 1652 and encodes 524 amino acids. NCBI's taxonomy places the organism in Eukaryota, Metazoa, Chordata, Lepidosauria, Squamata, Gekkonidae. The transcript is spliced from 7 exons. The record is from RefSeq and is a predicted model, not a curated record. Gene Ontology annotation, molecular function: steroid 17-alpha-monooxygenase activity; iron ion binding; heme binding.
ACAAAAAGCCAAGCGAGAGCGAGAGCUGUCUUUUGCACUGCAAAGUGGAGCAGAAAGUCUAUCUGAAGUUUCCUAAAAUGUGGGCGGCGGCAAUGGUGGAAGAUGCCGGUACAAUCCCCAUCACAGAAGCCCUUGUUGUGCUGUCUGUCCUUUGCUUGGUCUUCUACGUCAUUGUAUCCUCCCGGGAGAAGAUACCGCAAGGCCUGAAGAAACUCCCAGGACCGCGGGGCUACCCCUUCAUCGGCAAUAUCCUACAACUGGGGAAGAAGCCUCAUGUCAAACUGACCCAGAUGCGCCAGAAGUAUGGAGACGUCAUGAAGAUCCACAUCGGCACGAGGCCGGUAGUGGUCAUCAGCGGGUUGGACACCAUCAAACAGGCCUUGGUGAAGCAAGGAGAGGGCUUCAUGGGGCGCCCUGAUCUCUACAGCUUCCGCCACAUCGCCGAUGGCCAGAGCUUAACCUUCGGGAGGGAUUCCAAGGAAGUGUGUCAGGCCCGCAGGAAACUGGUCCAGAACGCCCUGAAGACCUUUGCGUCCUCCACCAGCCCCACGUCCUCUUUGAGCUGCCUCCUGGAGGAGCACAUCUCCAACGAGGCAGAGUCCUUGGUUAUGGAGCUUCAGCAAGUGAUGGAGGAGAAGGAGAGUUUUGACCCCUAUGGGUACCUAGGGGUCUCCGUGGCCAAUGUCAUCUGUGCCAUCUGCUUUGGCCAACGCUACCGUCACGAUGACCAGGAGCUGCUCAACAUAGUCAACUUCUUUGAAGAUUUUGAAGAGGUCGCUGCGGUCGGCAGCCCCGCCGAUUUCAUCCCCCUGCUCCGCUACCUCCCGAACCCCGCCAUGAAGAAGUUUAAGGAACUGAACACACGGCUCCUCGCUUUCCUGCAGAAAUACGUCAAAGAGCACUAUGAGAGCUUCGACAAGGAGAACAUUCGGGAUAUUACGGACGCCUUGAUUAUGCAAAGCCAGGGGAAGAAAUUUGCAACCAAUGCCCGUGUUCAGCUCCCGGAAGAGAAGAUAAUCAAUCUUGUGAAUGAUGUUCUCGGAGCCAGUUUCGAUACAAUGACGACAGCCUUAUCCUGGUGCCUCAUGUAUCUGGUGGCCUAUCCAGAAGUUCAGAAGAAGAUCCAGGAAGAUCUAGACCGAACUAUCGGCAGUGAGAGGAUGCCACGGCUCUCCGACCAGCCUCUGCUGCCUUACCUCGAAGCCUUUAUUUUGGAGGUCCUCAGACAUUCAUCCUUCGUACCUUUCACGAUCCCCCACUGCACAACCAGAGAGACUGCCUUGAACGGCUUCUACAUCCCGAAGGAUAUCUGCGUGUUUAUCAACCAGUGGCAAGUGAACCACGAUGCGAAGCUAUGGAAGGAUCCUUCCUCCUUCCUCCCCGAACGUUUCCUACUUGCCGACGGGACCAAAAUCAGCAGGGCCGAUGGCGAGAAGGUCAUGGCGUUUGGGCUGGGGAAAAGGAGGUGCAUUGGGGAGUCAAUCGCUCGUUCUGAGCUCUUCCUCUUCCUGGCAAUCCUGCUCCACCGGCUGGAGUUCUGCGUCCGUGACGGAGAGAAGGUGGACCUAACGCCCUGCCAUGGCCUCGCCAUGAAACACAAGAGGUGCUACGUCCAAGUCCGGCCGCGACUCCCAAAGAAGAGCUCUGACUGAAAUUGAGAAGCGUCCUUUCCCAGAAGACUGGGUGGAAUUCUGAAUAUAGUUUUCGGUGGUACUCUCAGGAUUUAGAUUUGGUGCAUGUAUAUUGGUUCCUUUCUAGCAUAUUAUUGCUUAAACCAGGGACUGGGCCACCUCCACUUAAGAACAUAAAAAGAGCUUUGUUGGAUCAG